UAGGAGGUGCCAUUUGAGAGGUGCCAUCCUGAUUCAUCAAAUAAAUUGCUGAUAGAGUCCCUCUGUUCUCAUUGACAGUAAAGCAGGGUUGAAGUUUGUCAUUCAAACAUAGACUCUGAGAACAGCAAGAUUAACUUCUGUUACCAGCAAGAUGCCAGCAGGGGCAGAGAGGACCAAACUCCCCAGAACCUCUUCUAGAAUGUUGACCCGGUCUGGAGGGAAGCAUCACCAUCUGGAGAGGCAGAGGGAGGUGACUAGGACACUGGUCAUCAAGAGUUCUCCAGAUGAAUUUACACCUGAAAUUCAUGAUCAGGACAACAGGGGAGAGUACCGAUUCCUGUGCAACCAUGCAGGUCUAUUCCAGUGCAGUAUAACAGGCCUGGUGUUUAGGAUGGAGGGAGAGGCAGAGGUGCUCUAUAUGACAGUCCCCUGGGACAGGAGGCUUCUAUCCCAUAAUGGCAAGAGACCUGCAGGACCCCUGUUCAAGUUUACAUGCCUUAAGGGGUCUGUCAGUCAACUACACCUCCCACACUGUGAGAUUCAUUCUGAGGGUGGAUGUGACUUCCUGUCUGUAGCCCAUGUGACUGAUGAUGACAGUAUGGAGUUUCUCCAUCACCAUGAGACAAGAGAAACUCACGUCAUAUUAAACAUCACUCAAUUCAGCAAAUAUGGCAUCACCAAGGAUAAGGAAGCUCCUGUCUCUCCUAUCCGUGCUCUGGUGCUACUAUUUUACAAACUCCCAGAUGAUAACAAUAAUUCCACACUAAGUGUGUUGUUGCUGCCCAGAAAUGUUGACAUUGAUGAGGUGUGUAAGACAAGGAGGACAAGGAAUAGAGACCGAGAAAUCUACAUUGAAAUAAAUCCUAACUGUAGACUAACCCGGGACCAAGAAUACACCCUCUCCACUGAUCUAACAGAUGAACAUCACAUAGAUCCAGAGAAAGCAGAGUUUGUGGAUUAUGAUUCCUAUACAAACUACAUGCCAACAUUUCAGUUGCGUUUAAAAACUGUUGUUGAAGAAGUGAAUCUUCUUCUGAAAGAACAUGGCAGUCCUGAAAAUGAAAGUGUAUGGGACCGCCUUGUUUCACUACCAGCAUCCAAACUGCAUGAACCUGCUGCUCCCCUUAUGGGCAUUUCCAUCCACCCCCCUCAACAGACGUCCACUCUGCCCACCACCUCAAUGAAGCUGGUAGCUGCUUCUGAGAGGGAACAGAAGCCAGCAUGGGCAGAGAGGGACAAAGUCCCCAGCACCUCUUCUGGAAUGUUGACCCGGUCUGGAGAGAAGCGUCGCCGACUGGAAAGGCAGAGGAAGGGGCCUAAGUCACUGGACAUCAGGAGAUCCUCCAUGUUGGAUGUUCCAGCUCUGCUGCUGACCACUCUGGAGGAGCUCACUGAAGAACAGCUGAAGACAUUUCAGUCUCACCUGACUAGUGGCCAGCUGUUUGGCUUUCCUUCCAUCCCAGAGAGUCAGCUGGAGAACGUUGACAGACAGGACACAGUGGAUCAGAUGGUGCAGAGAUACGGCCCUGAGCGAGCUGUGGAGAUCACAGUGGAGAUCCUGAGGGAGAUGAAUCUGCAUGAUCUCGCUAAGAAGUUACAAAGAGAUCACAGAGGAAAGAAACGGAAAAGAAUUACACCACCAACUGGCGAUACAGCAGGGACAACAAAGGUUCAUUUUAUGCUGCUGAACACUCUGAAAGGGCUGGGCCGAGGCGACCUGAAGACAUUUCAGUUUCACCUGACUCAUGAUGUGGAUGACCCCAUCUCAAGGAGCCAGCUGGAGGAUGCUGAUAGGCUGGUCACAGUGGAUAGGAUGGUACAGAGCUACUGUGAUGAGGGAGCUGUGAAGAUCACACUGGAGAUCCUGAGGAAGAUGGGCCAGAACAAAAUGGCUGAUGAGUUAAAGGAGAAGUUCACAAACAAUGUCUGAAUUGUAUACAGUAUGUCUACAACUGUAUACAGUACUGUUUGUCUACAACUGUAUACAGUACUGUUUGUCUACAACUCUGUACUGUUUGUACUGUUUGUCUACAACUGUAUAUGCAUUCACACAUCAAGUCUUCUCUGGAGUUGGGCUCAGGGAUGGAACAACUGUUGAACGUCUGUGGUUGUGGGGGAAGGGUGGAUAGUGUGUAUGACUGUGUGCCACAUCUGUUGCUAUGGGGUAAUGUUAUGGACAAUAUAGGAUGAAUCACAAUAAUGUAAUUUUUAUAAUGCCAAUCCUUGUUAUAUGUAACAAUCCUUAGUAUAAACUGCCUACAUUAUUACGCAUGUUAUUAGUUAAUUGUGUAAAUAUAUAUAUAUUUUUAAAAUAUAUAUAGAUAUAUAUUGUUUAAUACCUGUAUACAAUCAAUGUGAGUGCGUUAAAUGCUUUUAGCAGUUCAUCUGUUUAUGUUCUGUGGGUGGCAACAUGUGCUCUUUAUAAAGGAUGGGUCCCAAUCUCUCAAAGAUCCUAAGAUACAGGUGAACAGGGGUGGUCUGCCAGUCACUGGGACCACAAUCAAACUUGGGAUGGGGAGAGGUUUUAGCGGGUGAAAUAGUGGAGAACAAUUGGAGAUUUACUCAGUAGCAGUGCAAAUACCAUGGUACAGCUAUAUGGACACUCAAUAAUUAUGGUACUUUUUAUUAAUGGUAAGUUUACAAACAUAUAUUAUAUGUUUGUGUCAAGUGCAAAUUGUAUGUGGAGGCGUCAACAGCUGGACCGCCCUUAUGUAUGCAUUUUACAAAUUCUCAAAUAAAUUCAAUCAAUCAAAAAUAA
Messenger RNA from Salvelinus fontinalis (brook trout), 2758 nucleotides. RefSeq lists its product as uncharacterized. The record is from RefSeq and is a predicted model, not a curated record. The transcript is spliced from 15 exons. Bases 152 to 1930 code for a protein of 592 amino acids. Lineage: Eukaryota; Metazoa; Chordata; Actinopteri; Salmoniformes; Salmonidae.